GCUACAGAUUAGCCCUUAUAAUAGGUUAAUUUAACACUUUACGAACACAGCAGGAGAGAUACAAACAUAUAAGUCGAUCCUCUAUAAAAUGAGCUCACUGUACAUUUACUUAAGAUGUUAUUUUUAGGCAUAAAUACGUAGUUUGUUGUUGUUGUUUUUUUAACUAACGUGGUGCUCUUGAAUGUCUCUCAGUAGUCAGCAUGGUGUCAACCUGGCGUGUAAAGGCUGCUGGACCCUCCUGACUGAUGGGUGUGGACAAAGACAUUUCCCUCCCGUCUGAUUGUGCAACGGGGCGAUAUCAAAACUUUCUCCAACUGCAGCGGGCAUUCAAAGACAAUCAGGAUGGACCCGUCCAACCAGAAGCACUUCACUGUUGCAGACUAUGUGAUAUUUGCCAUCUUGUUGGCUGCCUCUAUGGGCAUCGGGCUGUACUACGCUCUGUCUGGUGGCCGCCAGCGCACCACACAGGAGUUCUUGUUGGCAGACAGGAAUAUGCACUGUCUUCCUGUUUCUCUGUCGCUCAUCGCCUCAUUCCAGUCGGCCGUGGCGAUCAUCGGCGUACCCGCAGAGAUCUACACUCACGGUACUCAGUACUGGUUCAUCGGCUGCGCUUACAUUCUCGGCCUCUUCAUUCCAGCUCAUGUUUUCAUUCCAGUGUUUUACAGAUUGCGGCUCUCCAGCGCUUAUGAGUAUCUUGAACUGCGAUUCAGUAAAGCAGUGCGCAUCUGUGGAACUCUGACCUUCAUCUUUCAGACGGUGAUCUAUAUGGGAGUUUGUGUGUAUACUCCUGCCUUUGCACUGAAUGCAGUUACUGGAUUCGAAUUAUGGGGAACAGUGCUGGCCACUGGACUGGUAUGCACAUUGUACACAACACUGGGUGGGUUGAAGGCUGUCAUCUGGACAGACGUCUUUCAGACUGUUGUGAUGUUUGCAGGGCAGCUGGCCGUCAUUGUGGUGGGAAUACAGAAAACUGGAGGCGUGUCUGAAGUCUGGAGGAAAGCCCAGGAGGGAAACCGUAUCUCUGGUCUCGACUUAAAUCCAGAUCCUACAGAGAGACAUACCUUCUGGACUCUGGGCAUUGGCGGGAUCUUCCUCAUGCUGUCCCUUUAUGGAGUGAACCAGUCUCAGGUCCAAAGAUACAUCAGUGCCCGCACAGAGAAAGAAGCUGUCAGGUCUUGCUACAUGGUGUUUCCCUCCCUGCAGCUGGCUCUGGCUAUGAGCUGUGUGAUGGGACUGGUCAUGUUUGCACGUUACUGCGGGGAAGAUCACUCCGAUAAGCUGGGCACCUCUUCCAGGGAUGCAAUGGUGAUAUACUUUGUGAUGGAUAUGUUGCAAGGUCUGCCUGGGUUGCCUGGACUCUUUGUUGCAUGUUUAUUCAGUGCAGCUCUCAGCACCAUCUCGUCUGCCUUUAACUCUCUGGCCACGGUGACGAUGGAGGACCUCAUCAAACCGCACUUCCCAGCUAUGACAGAAGCCAGAGCAACCCUGCUGUCCAAAGCCUUAGCUAUGUCCUACGGGCUGCUGUGUCUGGCCAUGGCGUAUCUAACUCACCUAAUGGGUGAUUCAGUUCUUCAGGUGGCCUUGAAAAUCUUCGGGAUGGUCGGCGGUCCUAUUCUCGGUGUAUUUUGUCUCGGGAUGUUCUUUCCGUGGGCCAACUCCACUGGCGCAUUGGCAGGUUUGGGGGCAGGUCUGGCUGUGGCUUUUUGGGUGGGAAUCGGGAGCAUCAUCACUCGUAGCUCCGGCGCCAGACUGCUGCCACCCGACUGUAGAGCCAUCCUUCUGUCUGACAACACGACCGCUGUCGUUCAGACCGCCCUCAGCAAUGUCACGCUGAGCUCGCCGUCUGGACUGAAAAGAUUUUAUUCCUUGUCCUACAUGUGGUACAGCGCAUUCAACUGCCUCACAGUCAUUAUAGUCGGCCUGAUCAUCAGUUUUCUCACAGGUCCUAUGAAAGAAGUGGAUUUGACACCGGGCACGCUUUAUCCUUUGUUGGGGAAACUGCUGUUUUUUCUACCUGAGCGCCUCAAAAAGAAGCUGUGCUGUGUGACUCCUCAGGGACAGACCCUCUCACCACAACAACAGCAGCCUCCACAACACAAGCAGAACAACGGACUGACCGUCCCACAAGACGACGGGUCAUCACAGGAGGAGACGGACAGUUUUCUCCCUGACAGUCACACACCUUUUGUGGAGCAUGAAACAGCUGUUUGAUAUCACAGGCUGUAUAACGGUUCAACAUUUUGCACUUGCCUUUUUUUGUGAUGAAGAAUGUAAUUUCAGAUUCAAAACUAGAUCAAGGCUAAACAUCAUUCAGUCAGCACUAGAGUUUUUUUCUUUACCUUCUGACAUAUCUUCAUGAAAAGACUGAAUGCUGCUGAGCUUAAUAAUGCUUUACAGAAUGUUUGGCAACUUAAGAUGUGCAAUCACUGAUUUGCAUAUUUCUGUAUGCAUGUAAAGAAAUACUGCACUAUACUGUUAUUUGAGAAUUCUUGAAUAUCCCGUUAACAGAGAGCGUUUUAUACCGGUGUUUACUUCAUAUUUGACUACUGUUUAGCACUACUGCAGAUGUAUGGGUGGUCCUUGGUCAUACUCUUGAUGACAUGACUCUUGAUGGUGCCUCGCUUUUUAUGAAUGUACGAGUGAAUUUUGUUUAUUUGCCUGAAAUACUGGAGACUUAAAGAUUUUGUAGGUACUUUUUGCAUUGUUUUGUUGUCAUAUACAAGUUUUGUACACCUGAAAAAUAUUGAAAAUCAAAGUAGUUUCUACUGUUGAACUAACUAUUGUUUCCCAGGUUAAGAAUUAACAUUCACACUCAAUUAAAUCAUGUAACAUACAA
Molecule: messenger RNA, 2836 nt
Organism: Scomber scombrus (Atlantic mackerel)
Lineage: Eukaryota; Metazoa; Chordata; Actinopteri; Scombriformes; Scombridae
Gene: slc5a6b
Product: solute carrier family 5 member 6
Exons: 16
Coding region: 343-2211 (622 amino acids)
Biological process (GO): pantothenate transmembrane transport; sodium ion transport; biotin transport
Cellular component (GO): membrane
Molecular function (GO): sodium-dependent multivitamin transmembrane transporter activity
Source: RefSeq, a predicted model, not a curated record